Molecule: messenger RNA, 1512 nt
Organism: Trypanosoma cruzi
Lineage: Eukaryota; Euglenozoa; Kinetoplastea; Trypanosomatida; Trypanosomatidae
Exons: 1
Coding region: 1-1512 (503 amino acids)
Biological process (GO): intracellular mRNA localization
Cellular component (GO): endoplasmic reticulum; ribonucleoprotein complex; nuclear outer membrane-endoplasmic reticulum membrane network
Molecular function (GO): mRNA binding
Source: RefSeq, a predicted model, not a curated record
AUGACUAGCACGGAGGCUGCUGCUGUUGUUGCUGCACCGAGCAAGCGCAUGCCGCCGUGGCUCUCGAUGCCCGGCGGCCCGAAGGAGCCAAACUCCGCUGCAUUUCGCGCCAAGAUGUCAGCUCUUGCGGAGGAGAAGCGAGCCCUGCUGAAUGAGGUGAAGCAGCUGCGGGCAUCGCUGGGUCCACGUGAGGGACGCGAGGAGUCGGGCAAGGAGCUUGAUGGGCUGCGUCAGCGCAUGGGCGAGAUUGAUAAUCAGCGUAAGGUGGAGCAGGAGAUGCGGUUUAAAAAAAACGAGGAAAUUCAGAGGAUUCAGAAGCUGCAUGACGAGCGUGUGAGCCGACUUCGCGAGUUGUCGGACGACUUGGGCGGAUUCACGACAAUAAAGGAAAUCGACGACGCCAUUGCAUUUGUAACUCGCAGGAUGGAGACAAGUGGUGGUGGCCUCGGUGCAGAGAAGCGCGCGGUGCGGCAGUUGAGUAAAUUGGAAGAGGCGAAGCGGUAUCUGGUUGAGCUCCAGCCACUGACAGAAGCCAUCACAGAGGCGAAGCACCGUGAGGCAAUGCUGCAGCGUGAGUGGCAAGAAAUUAAUGAGCGCAUUCGCAACCUCCGGGCAGAAUAUAAUGAGCAGCGGGCAACGAAGCAGCAGAAGGAGCAAGAGAUACGCAGCAGUGGGGUGAAUCGAGCAGAGAUCUACAAAAAGUGUGAGGAGAUUAACGGCAAGAUUACCAAACUAAGUGGGGAGAUGGAUCGUCUGCGUGAAGAACACAACAAAGCCAUGGAGGCUUGGAACACAUGGCGGGAGGAGGCCCGCGCCAAGUAUAUUGCCAAGAUGGAAGAGGAGCGAAAAGAACGGCGGCGCCGGUACCUGGAGCGCAAGAAUGCAGCGAAGAUUGAAGCCAAGCGGGCGCGGGCGCUUCGCCGUCAAAACCCAUACGAAGCAGAGAUUGAUGCGUGCAAGACACUGCUGCGCUACAUGCAAGACCAAAAGGUCAUGGUACAGCGGGAGGAGGUAGAACUCGCCCGAAAACGUGCCGCCGCGACGUUUGACCCUACAAAUUUUCUUCCUGAGGGUGCUGUUCUGCUGAAUGACGGCAAGAAAUUCUCUGAGCCCCACAAGGCCGCCCCAGGUGGCAAAAGCAAAACGAAGCAGAACCAGAAGCAGAAGUCAGAGAGUGCCCCUCCAAAGAAUCGUGUCUUGCAGCACCCGGAGGAUAAGAUUCGUCUUUUUCAACUCAUUAAUGAGGAGCCACCCGUAGCUUUGUCUGCCAUUGAUGGCGCUAUGGAGACGAUUCGCUCCAAACAAAAGGAGUACGAGAGCCACAUCAAGACAGGCGAGCUGGAACUCUCCAGCGAUGACGAGGAGGAAGAGGAGGAGCAGCCGCAGGAGGAGGAGGAGACUGCUGCUGCUGCAACCGAAGAAGUGCAGAAGAAAAAAGAUGAGGUUGAGAAGGAAGUGACAGCCGACAAAAUCGGCUUAGUCACACAAAAUGAAGAGACAGUCGAAGCGUGA